Morus notabilis is the source of this 1891-nucleotide messenger RNA. RefSeq names its product aminoacylase-1. Gene Ontology annotation, cellular component: cytoplasm. The coding region runs from base 132 to 1493 and encodes 453 amino acids. Lineage: Eukaryota; Viridiplantae; Streptophyta; Magnoliopsida; Rosales; Moraceae. Gene Ontology annotation, molecular function: aminoacylase activity. Gene Ontology annotation, biological process: amino acid metabolic process. The record is from RefSeq and is a predicted model, not a curated record. The transcript is spliced from 4 exons.
UCGCACUACGACCUUGCCGUGCGAUAAUUUGAAGUGCAAAUGCAUUAACCAUUUUUGGUUGCUACUUUCAGGCUACUCUGUUCUUUGUCAGUAAGCUCACUCACUCACUCCUCAAUUCUACGCUGGUCGCCAUGGCCAACUCUCACCACUCUCUCUCCCUCCUCCUCCUCUUCCUCCUCUUCCUCUCAACUCCAACCCACCAACACCAAUCAGUAGCAGCAGAACAACAACAACAACAACAAGAUGAAGAAGAGUCGGACAAUCCCAUCACACGCUUCCGAAACUACCUCCGAAUAAACACCGCCCACCCCAACCCCGACUACUCCUCCGCCGUCUCCUACCUCCUCUCUGAGGCCAACCUCCUCGGCCUCCACUCCCAAAUCCUCCACUUCACCCCUUCCAAAUCCAAGCCUCUCCUUCUCCUCUCCUGGCCCGGCUCCGACCCCUCCCUCCCCUCCAUCCUUCUCAACUCCCACCUCGACUCCGUUCCUGCCGAGCCCUCCAAGUGGGCCCACCCCCCUUUCUCCGCCGCCAAAUCCCCCGACGGCCGCAUCUUCGCCCGCGGCGCCCAGGACGACAAGUGCAUCGGAAUUCAAUACCUCGAGGCAAUCCGAAACCUCAAAUCAAAAAACUUCUGGCCCAUCAGGACCGUCCACUUGUCCUACGUCCCCGACGAGGAGAUCGGCGGCUUUGACGGCGCCGCCAAGUUCACCGCCUCUGAGGAGUUCAGGACGCUGAACGUCGGGUUCUUGUUGGACGAAGGGCAGGCCAAUCCUGGCGAAGAGUUUAGAGUCUUUUAUGCAGAUAGGUGUCCGUGGAAUUUGGUAAUUAGGGCUCAGGGGAUGCCUGGGCAUGGUUCGAGGAUGUACGAUAAUAGUGCCAUGGAGAAUCUGAUGAAGAGCGUUGAGAUGAUUACAAGGUUCAGGGACAGCCAGUUCGACAUCGUUAAGGCCGGUAAAGCCGCGAAUUCGGAGGUUGUUUCCGUUAAUCCCGUGUAUUUGAAGGCCGGGAUUCCUUCUCCCACUGGGUUUGUGAUGAAUAUGCAACCUUCGGAGGCGGAAGCAGGGUUUGAUGUCAGAUUGCCGCCAACGGCAGACCCUGAUAUUCUAAGGAAAAAAAUUUCUGAGGAAUGGGCACCAGCAGUUAGGAACAUGACCUACGAGGUAAUUGAGAAAGGUCCCAGUAGAGACUACCUCGGUCGCCCAUUAAUGACACUAACAAAUGAUUCCAAUCCCUGGUGGCCCGUUUUCAACAAAGCUAUUGCAGCAGUCGGAGGGAAACUUGCAAAGCCUGAAAUCUUGCCUUCAACCACUGACGCACGAUAUAUUAGACAGUUGGGAAUUCCUGCCCUUGGAUUCUCCCCAAUGACGAAUACUCCAAUCUUACUACACGAUCAUAACGAGUUCUUGAAAGAUACGGUCUAUCUGAGGGGCAUAGAGGUAUACGAAUCCGUAAUCAGCACUUUGAGUUCGUACCAGGAAACAUCAAAUUGAGUACUGCUCUUGUAAUAGUGAGGAGCCGACGACAAUACUCAUCAGCAUGGGUAAAAAUGAGGAGUUCUUGUUUUGUUGCUGGAAUAUUGACGUACCUUAUCCGAUCAAUAUUCAUUCGGCAAUAAACACAGGUGCCUUGCAGCAUUAUUCACAUUGAUGAAGCAGGUUUUUUUAUGCUCCUCUGAAACGCAUUCUGUUAUAGAAGCACCAGUGAUUUUUCACAUAAUCCAGUGUACUACUUCUAUGUUCAAGUGAAAAAGGAACUCGUGCGAAUAACCUUACCACAAUGAUGUUAUGUGAUGUGGUAUGACAAACUAGCCUUGGAAAUGAAUACAUAGUUGUGCAAAUAAAUAUACCCUUUGUAAAUGGCUACAUUGUGCUAGGAUUUUCUAACUUGU